This is a messenger RNA of Pseudomyrmex gracilis, 16376 nucleotides long. It is a transcript of the gene poe, whose product is annotated as E3 ubiquitin-protein ligase UBR4. NCBI's taxonomy places the organism in Eukaryota, Metazoa, Arthropoda, Insecta, Hymenoptera, Formicidae. The transcript is spliced from 32 exons. The coding region runs from base 78 to 15986 and encodes 5302 amino acids. Gene Ontology annotation, molecular function: protein binding; zinc ion binding. The record is from RefSeq and is a predicted model, not a curated record.
CAGGGCAGACUUCUCGUUCUCGGUGCAAGAAGCACAGCUGUGCGCAGUUGUGAGUCAGUACUAUCAGUAUAUUAAAAAUGGCUGCCAAGAGCGGUGGUCACGACGAGUGGCCUUCGGUGAUGAAACCGAUUUUAGCAACGUCGCCGCCGCACUCGUUCAACAAAGCCGAUGUUAUCGAUCUCGUGAAGACCAUCGUCAAAAGCGAAAACAAAUUCGUCUCCCACGAGGAUCAAUACGGCACUUUUUACACGGCGGUCGCUGCCUUGGCCGCGGAUUGCAUUAGCGGUUGCGCGAAUACGUUUACCAAGAGUCAAAUAUCUAUAGUUUGUCAAGCAUGCAAAGUGCUGCUUGCUUAUCUGGUGGACAAGCUGCCACAGCAUCAGGUGCAACCCGGAGAUACAGCACCCACGGUCUUGACCACAAAACAGUUGCUACUCGCAAUACGUGCACUAUGUACCGGACAAUCGUUACUCACAUCCGCAGAGGAAACUGCACUGGCGUUUGUAGUGAAAAAUUCCAAAAUACCAUCUCACGUGACAGUUCCGUCAGGUGGAAAAGAAAAGGAAACCUCUCCGCAAAUAGUAAAGGAGUCUAUGCGGUCUCGUUGUGAUUUGUCUACCAGUAUCUUCGAGCAAUUGACAAUGCCGUUGCAAGAUUUUUCAUCGUCAUCUAUUCUGGCGAGUGAAAAUUCUACUGAUGGCGCGAGCAAGAACACUAAUAUCUCAAGCAAAAGCGCCAGUACCACAAGCGAGACACAUUCUGACAUCAAGAUGAUGUUUAUUUCAAACAACAUAAGCACUCUGCAGAACAUGGGUGCAAGUGACAUCUUGCUGGACAUGUGCUUGAAUCUACCGCACUUGUCGCGCUACACACGAAAGUAUCAGGCGUAUUUGUCUAAAAAAGGAUUCAGCCUGCCGGCCAACACGUCAGAGGCGCAUACAAUAAGACACAGCUUGCACUCUGUGGUUAGCGAUAUCAAUAUUGUACAUAGUGUGAUAUCUCUGCCAAUACUCGAGCCUCUGACACCGGAGAAAUUGGAAAAGCUGUCGUUACUGACAAUGUCUUGUCUGUAUUGUUCGAUCGCGAACGCGACAGCGUCGAGUAUAGUCGGCAUAACAAACGCCGUGUCGCCCAAGUGCAGCACGAAUACCGCGGCGAGUAAUCAGUCCAAUCAAAACGCGAAAACGACCGACGAGGAAUACGAUACUCUAGCGAUCACAGUUGUCGAAAAGAGUCUAGAAAUAUUUGGACAGGUGUCAAACAUAAUCAAAAAUAGCACACGCGCGGGUGGACAUAUUCUGCAGAAUCAUUUACUCAUUGGAGUGUGGCUCCUAGUCGCGGGAUUGCAAGCGCAAUUGAGCGUGAGCAGUUUUAGCGCUGCAGACAAAGGAAAAGAGGAGAAGGGAAAAUCCCCAAGCAAGGCUCGUGAUGGAAGCGGACGUGUUAAUCUUAUGAAAGUGCAACAGGGUUUUGGCGUAUUGUCAGUGGCGUUGGCCUCGCACGCGCUUAAUUUGAUGAGCGCGCUUCUCGAAGACGUGUCUAUCGAAGCCAGUACCGAUUUAGUCGUGGCGGUUCCUGAACCAGCGGCGUUGGAUAUUCUGUCCACCGCUACAGCGUUACAGAGAGCGGUGACAUUCCUACAAGCAGUGCCGUUGAAUCAUCUGCUCUUUUAUCUUGCUACUAUUAGUUACAGAAAGGCGUGCACACUGAAAAGAGUGCAGAAACAUUCUUUGGAAGGAGAUGCACUGAGUCAGUCAGAUUCCACAACAUACUAUGAGGAUCUUUUGAGUUGUUCGGAAAAUUCUACUGAUGAAGAGGAGGACAGCGAACCUAUCUUGGGACUGUGGUUUGAAGAAACUCUUGCUCCGUCAGAUGAGACUUCCACAAACACCAACAAAGAAACAAACAAUGAAGCGAGUGCGGAACGUACCACCACUACUACUAUUGUUCCCGACAAUCGAGAGCCACAUGGUUAUAUUUCGCUCGCAACAAAAAUAUUCCAAUUUAUGAACAAGUACUUAAUUGGUAGUAGAAGUACGUAUGUUCGGGAAUAUGUGGUGAACGGUUUGGUCGAGCAACAAAUGGUCAUAUUGGCAGCGAUCAUAAGAGAUCUGGAUCAUGAAACAGCUAGAACCGAAACAGGCACAAUUUCCACAUUUUACGGCGCUACGUUAACUGCUAUGUAUUUGGAAUUCUCUCAAGCUUUAAGUCGUUACACUCACAACUUACUCGCGUGGAACACAUUAAGCGAAUCUCUGCAGAAUACCUUGCUCCAACACUUGGGUGUAAGUCCCUGGUCUACAGAAGGCAAUAGUUCAUCCUCUUGGCCUCUUCAAGUGUAUCCACGAACUCUCAGAGUACUAGCUCAGGUGCUGCAAUUGAAACCUCAACCAGAAAGGGAAGCUGCAUGCAUAAGCAUAUGGCAUCGAUUGGUAACAACUUUGGUCGAAAAUGUAUGCAAUCCUCAAACAACCUACGAAGCUGAGAAUGAAGAUUUGAAUGUGGAACACGCUCAAUUGGUUCUCUUUCUAUUUCAUUCUCUGAAUUUAAUGCAGAAAAAAUCUGUGUUACUUGUGACCGGAAGUGGCGCGGUACGUUGCAGCGAAGCGGUUAAAACGCCCAUGAAAGAUUUUCAAGUGUUACACUUGUCCCGAUUGUUACUGCUGCUCGAAUAUAUGAUGAAACAUUUGUACGACGCGCACCGAGUGUUGCUUGAACACGUAGAAUGGAAUCUGUUUUCUGCUACAAGUUUGGUAAGCGACACAAAAGACGGAAAUAAACAGACCACCAGGGCAUUCACUCCUUGGGCCGGAAUAGAGGACAAACAUCGUCAAUAUAGUUCGCAAGACGAAUUUUCGAUGAAGCCGCGUUUUUACAGUUUGUCGAGAACAGAUCGAAAUAAUCAGGAUGUGCCAAAAUUAGACGGAUUGGCCUGUAAUUUUAUUCUGGGUACACCGGAUAAGAUGAAGUAUCCCCUUCUGGUCGACGCGCUGAUCGACAUUCUGAAUGUGCUCAAUCAGAGCGACAGAUACGAAAAAGGUGCCGAGAGUAACAAGGACAAGAUCACGUUCACCGGCUUGUGCGCGAUUCAGUAUUGCUUCACUAUAUGCUGGGAAUUGCUACUGAUGUUACCACCUUCGACUCCUUACAUGAACAAACUCGCUCUCGGCGAGGAGAUACCGGCCGGGCCUAUGCUGCUCCAUUCGUUCGUGUGGGGACCGAGAGCGGCGUAUAAAACCUUCACCGGUUGGAUGAAGGACUGCCUGAUAAAGCAGGGAAUGUACACGCAAUACGCCGAGAAUUUGUUGAAAACUGUUUCGUCGACCGUGAACUCGGUGAAAUACGACGCCACUCUUGCGAAGAAUUGCAUGCUCUCGCUCAUGCCCGAGUACAGCGCCACUGACAAACUGAUGCCGAAAGCGUCGCUGCCGAAACUCGGUUCCCUGUGCAUAUUGAACUCGGUAGUGGGAAAGUUGCAGGUUCUCAUGGACGAGAACAUAUCGAAGAACACUACCGAGAAUACCGACACGUCCAAGAGCGCGCAGAAUGCGGAGUCCGGAAGUCUGAUCAGAGUCAAGAUGAUAAUUGAUCUUCUGCCGCAAUUUGUGUCGCUGACAAAGGCUAUUUUGUUAUCGUGCCAAUCGAACAUGUUGUAUCGCAUGUUCGAUUCCGCCGAGGACGAGGGUAAUUACAGCACGCGAAACUAUCUGAUCGUGAACAACAUACUGUCCAUAGGCAAUGCGCGCUGGGGAACGGAAAAGCCGAUAGUGUCCUUCCUGCCGCAUUGCGUUCAAUCCGGCGUGGACACGUGGAACGCCAUCGCUCACUCUUCCGUGUCCUGGAACGCCUACGCGAACGACAUAAUACCGUCGGAAAACUACAUUUUCAGCAUAGUCAAUUAUCACGUCGGUUCUCUGUCUCAGUAUCCGGUGUUCUCCAUCAAUCCGUCGCUGAAGAAUCUGCUGCACAGUUUGGUCUCGUUCAUGCAGGUGUUUAUCACGCCCGCGACAAUCCCGGAGCAAUCGUCCGAGACCCACACCCAAGCCGUAGAUGUUCUGAUCGCGUUGUUACUGGACGCACGUACCGAUUAUCUUCGUGAAAAGGUCACGGGUAUACUGGACAAGUUGUUCGACGACGAGACCGCUGGAGACAAUGAAACGCGAUAUCUGCGAGAGCACAUGUUCAUGAUAAAUCACAUCUACAAUCUGAUAGUUGAGUACACCGAUAACGCGGACGGAUCUAUCAGUAUCGUAAUUCACGAGGAGAUCUUCAGACAGUGUAUGAACUAUUGGGAGCGACUGUUGGAGAAGCCUCUCGGAUGCAAAGCUCUGUAUUUGUUCUUCGUUCACGACACAAAUCACAGUCUUGUAUCUGUCUUGCUGUCUAUAACGUCGCCUCAAGCUACGCCGCAGUUCAGCACGUACGUUUUGCACUUCUUCAACGUGUUAUUCAGAACAGCUGAGAAAGCAAACGACAUAUUGCUAGAUCAUCUCUGCAAUUCGGUGACCAAUUUUGCCAAUAUCGAGAGCGAGAAGCUGCAAACCUGGUUGAGACACGUUAUAUUGGGAGCAACGAACGUGGUCGAGAACGUUUCUACGGUUAACGUGCCAACACCCACGGUCAAUACAGCGAAUACAUUGGUGACCGUCUCGAGCACUCCGGAGGAGAGUCAGAGACCGGACGAAAGAAACAACGCGUCCAAUAACGAACAAGGUCAGUGGGCGAUUUCCGACAGUUCCAGCAAUCAGCCUGCGACAAGCAAAGACGAGGACUCACACUCGACUCACGAGAACAGCCGUUUCUUAUGGGCGCUCACGAAUUAUAUAGUAAAGGAUAAGAGCAACGCUAGCGUUUCUGUGACCAUUCUUCAAGCUCUCAUACCGUUAACGUACCACAUUCUUUCUCCGACCAUCGAAGCGAAUCGUUUUCCGGAAUUGAUGCAAAUUAUGUCCACACUGGCCGACGCCGUGCCGGAAAAAGGACACGCGUUGUUGUUCAAAGCGGCCAUUGAAUGGGUCGAACUUUGCAAGGAUCACAUAAUGAACAAGGAUCUGCAGACGUUCGACGAACCGACUCCGUACAUCGAAGCGGGCUGUUGCAUGCUAAACUACAUAGCCGAUGUGGUGGGCGCGAUUUGCCCGCAGCAAGCGCAGUCCCAAGAUCGCGCGAACAGUCCGCCCUGGGAAGGCGCUCUACCGAACAACGACGUCAACGACAGCGACUGGGUGGACGAAAUUCCUCACGAGGACGACGACAGCGCGGCCGAGGACUCGGACGAGGACAGUCUCUGCAACAAGCUGUGCACCUUCACGAUCACGCAAAAGGAAUUCAUGAAUCAGCACUGGUAUCAUUGCCAUACGUGUAACAUGGUCGACGGCGUAGGUGUGUGCACGGUGUGCGCUCGGGUCUGUCAUCGCGGACACGAUCUCACUUACGCCAAAUACGGGAACUUCUUCUGCGACUGCGGCGCCAAGGACGACGGAUCCUGCCAGGCGUUGACGAAGCGCAGUCCUCAGAGUUCGGAGCAUCAAGUGAGCAGCAACAUACCGUACAACAAUGUCGGAUCCGUUCCCGCGGAAAGCAGUCUGCUCCUCACGAGCAGCUUACGCCGAAGAGCGUCCAGUCCCGUGCACUUUUACAGCAAACAGGAAAUAGCCGGACGCGACACUCAAAGACUGACUUAUCUGACGAAACAUCUGGAAUCAUCGAAGGACUGGAUAUACUCUCAGUUGUGGAAAAGCGGACUGGUAUCCUCGUUGGUCGAUUUGACACGCGCGUUGAUACCUGCAGUAGAGGAGUACUGUCAGCGUUACGCUCCGAUCGGUUGCUACGUGCGGGCUCAAUUGGCGCUUUUGCGGUUGCACACGAGCGGCAAGAAGUUCGAGUACACGGAUCAACUUAUGCUUCCGACCUUGGGUUCUCAAGAAGGCGCGUUUGAGAACGUUCGAAUGAACUAUUCGGGGGAUCAGGGUCAGACUAUCAGACAAUUGCUGUCGGCUCACAUGAUACGACGCGUCGCUAUGUGCUGUCUGUCUUCGCCACACGGCAAACGUCAACAUCUGGCUGUGUCGCACGAGAAGGGAAAGAUAACGGUCUUGCAGCUCAGCGCCCUUUUGAAGCAAGCCGACUCGUCGAAGAGAAAGUUAACGCUGACAAGACUCGCUUCUGCACCAGUACCUUUCACCGUUCUUUCCGUCACCGGGAAUCAGUGGAACGAGGAUUUCCUGGCCGUUUGCGGAUUCAAAGAUUGUCACGUACUUACGUUCAACAGUUCCGGAACCGUGUCCGAUCAUUUGGUUCUGCAUCCUCAACUGGAAAGCGGAAACUUCAUUAUCAAAGCUCUGUGGCUUCCCGGCGCACAGACGCAAUUGGCACUGGUUACCGCCGAUUUUGUGAAAAUUUACGACCUAGGAAAGGACGCGCUGAGUCCGCAGUAUUACUUCCUGGUGCCGACCGGGAAGAUAAGAGAUUGCACGUUCAUGCACGCGGAGAACGGCACGUUUCACAUGUUGCUCAUGUCCUCAGCCGGAUACAUUUACAGCCAAGCGAUGGACGAGGAGAGUCAAGCCAAACACGGUGCUUUCUACGUGACGAACACACUGGAUGUUUAUCAUCCGGAGAUAAAAGACAACGGCCAAGUGGGCGGCGGAGGAGUAUCCAUUUAUUAUUCUCACGCUCUGCAAUUGCUGUUCUUCAGUUACGCCUGCGGCAAGAGCUUCAUAGCUCCGUUGCAACACAUGGACUCCGACAUCAGACUGGUGUUUCAGAUCAAUCUCGCGAGUAACAAAACAAACGGGAACAAACCCAACAACAAUCAACAACAGCCUCUGUGCCAAUGGAGCGAGGUUGCGAAUCAUCCCGGACUGAUUUGCUCUAUGCUUCAGACCAGCAACAAUCCAGUGAUACUGAUGAUCAAACCGGACACGAUUAUGAUACAAGAGAUCAAAAUCGUGCCGGCGAAAGCGAAGAUCAUGGACAUGGUUGCGAUAAGACAUCCCAGCUCGAACGCCGAACACCGAACGACCUUGAUAUUAUUGUGCGAGGACGGAAGUCUCCGAAUUUACAUGGCCAGCAUGGAACAGACCGGAUUUUGGAUGUCGUCCGCCGUGAAACCGGUCAAUACCAUUUGCGCCAUGAAACCCAGCCGAAAGAAGAAGACCAACAAGAUGGGAAAACCGUCGGGAUCCGUCACGUUCCCCAUCGACUUCUUCGAGCACUGUCAAGUGAUGCCGGACGUUGAAUUCGGCGGCAACGAUCUGCUGCAGAUCUACAACACCUCGCAGAUCAAGCACCGUUUGAACACCACCGGGAUGUACGUGGUUUCCACGAAAGCGACGGGUUUUAACGUCGAAGUUACGAAUAACGACGCGAUUAUGGUGAUGACGGGAAUACGAGUGCUCUUAGGCAAUCAAGACGUUCUGAGAGUGCCUUUAUACGUCGAGAUUUUCGGCAGAAGUAUUCGAACCACGUUAACCAGAAGCCGUUGGUUCGACAUUCCCUUAACGAGAGAAGAGAGUCUUCAAGCGGACAAGAAGCUGACGAUCACUUUCGGACCGUCCCAAGAUCCCGAUGGCGUCAUCAUGGUCGAUUCGAUAAAGAUAUACGGCAAAACUAAGGACACAUUUGGAUGGCCUGAGGAGAUAGAGGAAAUCCAGUCGUGUCAACCAUCAUCCGCGCCGGUAACGACAAUCAAUAACGAAGCGGACAACGCUGUCGUUUCUCCUGCGCCAUUGUCCUCAAUUGACAAAACAAAGGAUACUGCGAUAGAAAGAAUAACAGCCAGCGUUCUCGAGGUCUUGGAAUCGGCCUUCAUUCUGUCUCUGCAAGACGAUAACAAAUCCGCGCUCAAGACCACGGCGAUCGACGUCGCGUCGCAGUUGUUGAUAUUGCCUACGCCAAUACCCGUGCAAAUGUACACGAUGGCUCUGCUAGCUGCUCUUCACAACACCAAACAGGCGUAUCAUCUUCACGAGGAUCACGUGUUGUUGUCGCACGUGCUCGAAUCCCUGAAAUCAAUGAGGGAAGCUGCAGAUCCCUCGGACAUCGAUCCGGAGAACUUUUACAGACUUGUACUUAUCGUUCGCGCUGUUGCGGUGUCACGCCCGCACAAUCUCGCGAAAUUUUCCGAACAGCACGCAACUAAAUCAAUCGACGAAAGUAGCGUACCCGUCUUCGAAAAGGAUCGAUUGGAAGUUUACGCGAGCACAAAGGCGGACGAAAAUCAGCACUUGGUCAUACAAUUGAUGGAGAUACUGUGGUCUCUGCACGCAGCGUAUCCCGACAAUCUGGCGUUAGCUCCGGUAGUCGUGCCGGGACUCACGCACGCCGAGGGCACGGUUUACGCCAUCGUCGAAAUCAUUCACGCGUUCGCGAUAUGCGACGUUGAGAACAAUACUCCGAUUGCCGCGAAACUUUAUCUGCAGCUUCUGCUAUCAUCCGACACCACAAUCAGUUUCAGCGCGAAGCACGCGAUAAUCAGAGUGCUCAGACCUAGAUACAAACGCAGAAGGGUGUACAUCCCGAGUCCCCCGAACUGCAGCACUCCGGGUGUGGUGGCCGAGACCGAAGAGAAGUCCGCGUUGGUUCCGCGGACGCAAGCUUCCCAGGACACGGUCGAGCGCGAUGUGGAGCAGCAAUUCGACAUCGUCGAAGCCGUGGAAGCUGUUGAUCGAGUGGCGUCUAUGCUCGGCGCUGAGAGCAAUCAAAACUCGGUUUCCGCCCGAGUGGUCAAUCAUCCGUUGGAACCGUUGGCGGCCAUGCUCGGCGCGGGUAACUUCCCGCAAUUGUUGGACGUGCCGACGGACGCCGACGACGAGGCUAUGGUGGAACUGGCGAUAGCUCUAAGUUUGCAAGAUCACGAAGGAGGCGCCGAUCUGCAAGCGCUUCGACAGGGAUUCCAACAAGCUGGUUUUCCCAAUCUGCAAGGUAUACAGAGUCUUCAGAAUCUGAGCGGCUCCGCGUUGCAAAGCUUGCAAAACUUGGCGGCGCAGGGAUUGGUUCAAGUUCCAAAUGCUGCUCAGGGACAGGAAGGCGGACAUUAUUCCGAUACGACCGCGUCCGCAGGUGGCUCGGACGAUGAGGGAUCAACCGCCGCCACCGAUGGCAGCACGCUUCGAACGUCUCCCGCCGAGCAAGGUGGUAGCGGUGGUAGCAAGGGUAGCGAGAGCGGCGGUAGCGAUAGCGGAGGCAGCGCCGUUGACAGCAUGACGGGAGAGCAUAACGUUUCCGGCAGGAGCUCCGCUUACGGAGACAACGCUCCGGACAACGCUAUACCUCCAAUCGGGAUCGCGGUCAAUCAAGCACCGCGCUCUGAAACCACCACUCUGGAUGUUCCGACAACUUUCACCACCACCGAACAAGAAGAAGGCACCGAGCAAGAACAAGGUGUCGAACAGGAAAACGACACGUCUGGCGAAAUCACUGUUAAACUGCACGCCGUCCGGCUCUUAUUGCUGGACAAGUUUACGCAGUUCGUGCCCAAUUUGGUAAACGUUCGCGGAGUGCUUGCCAUUCCGUUUAUGCAGGUAAUGCUGAUGCUGACCGCCGAUCUUGACGGUCAAGAAGAAAAGGACAAAGCCUGUGUGGAACGUUUGUUGCACAUGCUCGUGAAAGAAUUGGAAAUGGACAAGCCCGACACGACCAACAUAUGCGAACGCAACAACAAGAGAGAAGUCCAUUUGGUUAUUAUGCGCUUGCUGAGCGUUCUUAUGUCACGUUCGAAAUACGCCACAAAGACUUCCUCUGAGAAUCCAAACUUCGUGUCGCAAACCACCGCCGCGAUAUUGAGCAAAGCCGGUAUUAUCGAUUAUUGUCUGACAUUGCUACAGGCCUUGCUCGACUAUUGGAAAACCACCAAUACGGAAGAAUCCGGUACCAUGAUAGGAGGCCAGUUGCUCAAAGAACAUCUCACCACGUCGCCGCCGGAUAUGUCGCCGUUCUUUUUGCGUCAAUACGUCAAGGGUCACGCGGGCGACGUGUUCGAACCGUAUCCUCAAUUAUUGACGGAAAUGAUAUUACGGUUGCCUUAUCAGGUACACAAGUACACGGAGAGCACGAUGGUGCAGCCCGCGUUCGAACAGCCGUGGUACUUCUAUCUUUGCGAAUACAUGAUGUCGUAUCAGACGCCGUUUGUCAGACGACAAGUGCGCAAAUUGUUGCUCUUUAUCUGCGGCAAUAAAGAAAAAUACAGACAGCUGCGGGAUCUUCACGCUCUCAUCUCGCACAUACAAUCCGUACAACAGUGUUGCUCCACAGGCGGAUAUGAUCCACCGAACAUACGUCCGCAUUCAAUCAAUCUACCUUACGACUCGUUAGUCGAGCUGAUCGAACAUCUCAAGUGCUGCGUGGAAAUCGCCACCAGUCGGACGGGAAACUGGCAACGAUUUUGCUUGAAACAGAACACAGUUUUGUCUUAUCUGUUCGCAAUAUCGACGCUCCUGGACGAAGGCGUGAGUCCUACGGUGCUUCAGUUGUUGCAGUGCGCUAUUUGCUCGAAUACCAAGUCCAAAGAAGCCAAGGAUGUCAAAUCAAAGGAUUCUAAACCGACAACCGGAACGAGAGAGAGACGCGAACGUGAGAAAUCGGAGGAUUCCGAUUCGGAAGCCAGAUUUGAGGAAACGCAGUGUUUACCUCUGGUCGAACAAAUUCAGAAACAAGUGCAUCCCACAUUAUUGAUGAAGUUUAUUCAGACUUUCCUCCUUGAAACGAACAAUACGAACGUUCGUUGGCAAGCUCAUUCUCUUAUACUGGCAAUUUACAAAAAUUGCGGACCAACCGAUCAGGAAGUCUUGCUGGAUCUUCUGUGGCGUUUGUGGCCCCUGCUUCCGGCUUACGGCAGGAAGGCAGCGCAGUUCGUCGAUUUACUGGGUUACUUCUGCUUGAAAACUCCCCACGCCGGAAAGAAGAUGCACACGUACAUGGAGCAGGCGGUUGCCGUGUUGCACGCGCAAAAUCAAUUGCUCGCGCGUCACCCCAACGCCAAUCUCUACGUAAAUCUAGCGCAAUUCGUCGAAUUGGACGGUUAUUAUCUGGAGAGCGAGCCCUGUCUUGUGUGUAACAAUCCGGAAGUGCCGAUGGCGACCAUCAAGCUGUCGUCGAUCAAGGUGGAUUCCAAGUUCACGACGACGACGCAGAUCGUGAAACUGGUCGGGAGUCACACCAUCAGUCGCAUCACUCUACGUAUAGGCGAUUUGAAGAGAACAAAAAUGGUUCGCACCAUCAACAUCUAUUACAACAAUCGAUCGGUGCAGGCUGUCGUGGAAUUGAAGAACAAACCGUCGAUGUGGCACAAAGCGAAGAAGAUCACGCUCGCUCAGGGUCAGACGGAGGUGAAGAUGGAGUUCCCGUUGCCGAUAGUAGCCUGCAAUCUCAUGAUCGAAUACGCCGAUUUCUACGAGAACAUUCAGGCCUCGUCCGAGACGUUGCAAUGUCCGCGAUGCUCCGCCAGCGUGCCCGCGAAUCCUGGCAUUUGUGCGAAUUGCGGCGAGAACGUGUUCCAGUGUCACAAGUGUCGAGCGAUCAAUUACGACGAAAAAGAUCCGUUCCUGUGUCACGCUUGUGGCUUCUGCAAGUACGCCAAGUUUGACUAUUCCUUAACCGGCAGACCGUGUUGCGCCGUGGAUCCCAUAGAGAACGACGACGAUCGGAAGAAGACGGUGGCAACCAUCAACACUUUAUUGGAAAAAGCUGACAGAGUGUACAAAACUUUAAUAUCCAACAAACCGACACUGGAAAUGCUUCUCAUCAAGAUAUCCGAACAUCGUCUGGAUCGUGGAUUGGAAGAUGGUCUGCAGGUUUCCGGCAGUACCUGCAUCUCUGUGAACAAAGCGAUUCAGUUGCUCGCACAGAGAUACUGCGGCGAAUGCAAGACCUCUUUCGAGGAGCUCAGCAAGAUUAUUCAACGCGUUCUAGCUUGUCGCAAGGAGCUCGUCGCGUACGACAGAAAUCAACGGGGUCAGACCAGCGGCAGCUCGCAGUCGUACGGCACAACCAGCGCGAACGACGUUACGAAGGACGAACCCAUAAUCUCACCGAUUGGACGCUGUUACGGUUGCGCGUCCGCCGCCACGGAACACUGUCUGACGUUGUUACGCGCUUUGGCAACCAACAGCGUAGCCAGAGACGUUCUGUGCAAACAGGGACUGAUUCAAGAACUCGUGGAACACAAUCUGCGAAAGGGAACGGUGCAGAUGCAAGAGGAAGUGCGGCAACUACUUUGCGUUGUGACGAGAGACAACGCGCAAUCGACGAAGGAGAUCUGUUCGCUUCUGACUAAUCGAAUCACGCUGACGCUCCGCGGACGCGUCGCCACUCCCGAUCUUUCGGUUGCCGUAAGACACGAAAUGGCUCUUCUCGCGGCGCUCGUGCAAAAGGAGGACUCGUGCUGGGAACAGAAGUUACGCUGCGUAAUGCAGUUGUUUUUAACGGCUUGUAAGGAAUCGAAGAAUCCCGUUGUAAUGGAGAGCAUCAUACUGCCGUGUCUGAAGAUCUUGCAAGGACUCAUUAAACCCGAUCAACCUAUAUCCAAGAAAAAUAAAGAUAAAACGAUCGAGUCUCUGGCGACGGUGCAACCGCCUGAAGGCAUCAGUAUUGAUGUGGGCAAAUGGAUCAGUGGCGAUCCAAAACAUUCGUAUUCCGAGUGGCUCCGUCGCAUGCCGACUAAGAAAACGGAAUCAGCCGCCAACAAACCUCUCAAGAAAGAGGAAGCUCGAGUGUUGUAUCUGAUGGAAAAAUACGGUCACAGGUGGCAUCAACGUUGCAUAAGACAUCACGGCGUUCAGCCGCUGAAAUUAUCCGACGGAGCUUGGCUGAAGGAGGUUCUCUUCAAUCCCAGUUCACGACUGGCGCGACAGGUCGCUUGCAACAUGAUCGAGAGCUUGUGCCAAGGCACAGAGAGAAAGAAGGAGGUUCUGGUUCUUCUUACGUGCUAUUUAGAAGAGCUACGUACUGCCGGCGAGAGCAGUACCGAGUUUCUCACGUUGUAUCAAAGCUUAAUCAGACAGUCGCCUUGGAAACAAUUUCUGGCGGUGCGCGGUGUGAUGACUCUAUUGGCGGAUCUCUUGACCCGAGAAAUAGAAGAGUUGCAUCGCCUCGAAGAAACCACCUUAACCAGCGAUCUGGCUCAGGGAUAUUCGUUGAAGAUGCUCACAGAAUUGUUGGCGACUUUCUUGGAGCAAGAAAACAUUAAGCAACAAUACAAAGGUCGAUUGGUCGGCGCGGUUUUGAACGGUUAUCUGUCGCUCAGAAGACUCGUCGUUCAACGUACCAGACUGAUCGACGAUACCCAGGAGAAAUUACUGGAGCUUUUAGAAGAAAUGACUUCAGGUACCGAAGAGGAAACAAAGGCGUUCAUGGCAAUCUGUGUGGAAACGAUACAGAAACAGAAUCCUCAAGAUAUUCGCACUCCGGUAUUCAUAUUUGAGAGAUUGUGUUCGAUCAUUUAUCCGGAAGAGAACGAUAUCGGAGAAUUUUUCUUGACGCUCGAAAAAGAUCCUCAACAAGAAGACUUCUUGCAAGGAAGAAUGUUGGGAAAUCCUUACAGUAGCUUGGAACCUGGACUCGGUCCACUUAUGAGAGACGUGAAAAAUAAGAUUUGUCAAGAUUGCGAGUUGGUCGCACUUUUGGAAGACGAUAACGGAAUGGAACUUCUCGUCAACAACAAAAUCAUCAGUCUGGAUCUUCCCGUUAAAGAAGUUUACAAGAAGAUCUGGAUGCUGGAAGGUGGCGAGUGUGACGCAAUGCGCGUGAUAUAUCGCAUGCGCGGUCUUCUCGGAGACGCAACCGAGGAAUUCGUCGAGACUUUGAACGCUAGCAGUGAACAGGAGGUGAACAAUGAGGAAGUUUAUAAAAUGGCAAAUGUAUUGGCGGACUGCGGCGGUCUGCAAGUUAUGCUGGACAGAUUAGCGGCGAUACACGAUAUCAAUCGAGCGAGGCCGCUUCUCCAAGUGUUACUGAAAUUGUUCAGAUUGUGUGUGAAGGUCAAAAAGAAUCAAGAGGUUCUAAGCAAACCCGAAUUAGGAGCGGUCACUGUGUUUUUGGACGUUCUUCAGCGUUGUCUUGCUACGGAGUCGGAAAAUUCUCAAGCGAAAAUCACCGAACAAUUAUUGGACAUCAUGGAAACAAUAUUGGCGAACGCGGCAUCGCAAUCGUUUAGCGAAUUCGAAGCAUUCUCGCGUACUCUCGGCGGCCCGGAACACAUUAAGGCGCUCCUGUCGUGCACACAGUCCACGGCGGUCAGACAAAGUGCGAGCGUGCUCGCACAUCUUGCCAGAGUUUUGGCAGCGUUGACUUACGGCAAUAAAGAAAAAAUGGCGUUGUUGUGUGAUUACUUCAAGCCUGUGUUGAACUUUUACAAAUUCGAUUUUGAACACACGCCGGAGGACGAGCAGAAGCUAGAGCUUUUCUGCAUACUCACUCAAGGCAUUGAACGAAACGCAAUUGGCAAUACGCUGAAGGAUUACAUUAUAAACAUGGGAAUCGUGAAAGAUGCUUUUGAAUAUAUUACCGUACAUGCGCCGUGCUUUAAACCUACGCUCUUGCGUACAGAUAGUGACGAAUUAAAAGAAUUUAUAUCUAAACCAGCUUUGAAAUAUAUUCUACGAUUCCUCACGGGAUUAGCUACGGAUCACGAACCUACGCAGUUGGCAGUUUCUCAAGUAACUAUUAGCAUAAUUCAUAGACUGGAACAGGUGUCCUCAAAUGAGCACGUCGGCUCACUAGCGGAGAAUCUUUUGGAAGCAUUGUGCACUAAUAAGCGAGUAGCCGAGCUCAUCGAAGAAGCUCGCCAGCACACACGUAGCGAGAAGAAACGCUUGGCUAUGGCAAUGCGCGAGAGGCAAUUGGGCGCACUUGGUAUGCAGACGAACGACAAAGGCCAGGUCACUGCCAGCGGGACAAUCCUUCAGCAAAUGGAGGAUCUGGGCGAUGAGACUGGACUGAUAUGCGUGAUCUGUCGCGAAGGAUACGAAUUCAAACCUAAUAUGGUGUUAGGCAUUUACACGUUCACAAAACGCUGCAACGUGGAGGAGUUCGAAACGAAACAACGUAAAACCGUAGGCUACACAACUGUCACGCACUUCAACGUGGUUCACGUGGAUUGCCACAUGGCCGCGGUACGUUUGGCUCGCGCCAGAGACGAGUGGGAAAGCGCUGCGCUGCAGAACGCCAACACAAAGUGCAACGGACUGUUGCCUUUAUGGGGUCCGCUGGUUCCGGAGUCUGCUUUCGCCAGCUGUUUGGCGAGGCAUAAUACUUAUCUACAAGAAUGUACUAGUCAUCGCGAUAUAUCCUAUUCAUCGACCGUUCACGAUUUGAAGCUGCUUCUCUUGCGCUUCGCUCAGGAGAAGAGCUUUCACGAGGACACCGGCGGCGGUGGUCCUCAGUCUAACAUGCACAUAGUACCGUAUUUAAUACACAUGGCUUUGUAUGUCAUCAAUACAACACGAUCGGCAGCGAGAGAAGAUAAAGCUUUGAUGACCUAUCUGGAUCAACCGUCUAGCUCGGUGUGGCUCGACAGUUGUUACGAAGCCGAGGGUCCUUUAUACCAAUGCACGCUUUCGUUGCUCUUGCAUACGCCCGCUCGAUGGAAAUCGCACAGACUUACGCAUCUAAAUCGAUUACUGGUUCUUGCGCAUCAACGUUACGUGUCUCCGUCAGCCACUACGAAGACCAUCGCGGAGCCAACCGCCAAGGAUUACAACGUUUACAAGAGUACCUUAAUCUUCUUCGGUUUGGUUGAUGCCAUUUAUACAAACUUCUUCAAGAAAGUUUAUGUUUUAUCCGACGACCAGUGGCCUUCGGUUUUGGCUGAAUAUAUCAGACACAAUGACGAAGCCAUGUUAAAAGCUUCGGAACGUGUGCUAUCAUCGUACCGCGAUGAAUUACUACCGUGCACAUCGUUUGAAGAGUUUUGCGAUAUUGUUGGCUUAUUAGAAGAUAUAAGAAAUCCUUCUAUGUAUAUUAACGAUGUCCUACGAAGAAUUUCCUGAAGAUGGAAAUUUUCUUUGAGUAGCUUCCUGUAUUGCGGUUAAUGACACGAGUCUAUAAUUGUUUCUCCUUUCUCUUUACCUAAUUAACAACUCAAUUCUUCACUUUUAUAUCGAAGGGAUUUUUUUCGCGUAUUAUUAUUAAUUAUUGUGUUUCUUUUUUUGUUUUUGUUUUUUUUUCUCGUUGAAGAUUGAUUAAACGUAUGUAUAAUUUUCGACGUGAUGAAAUUUUCUUUAGGGUGCAAAAUUUGUGUCAUGGUACAUACAAAGAUUGUAUUUAAAAGGUGGUUAAAUAUAAAUUAUAUAAAUUAUUCUCUUUAUUGUUGCUAAAAAUUACUUGUAGACACAUAUGUAUGUAUAUGGAAGAACUUUGUGCUUCAAUAAAAAUGCGAU